CCCUGCCCAGGCUGGCAUCAGCACAGUUCACACACAGUUCGCCUUGCACCUGACAGGCCUCGGGAUCACAGGGAAAGCCAUGGAGACUUCGGGAUUCUCCUCCCAGACUCAAGACCACAGUCGAGUUCACAAAGAAACAGAUGAUCUUGACCAUGCAGAGACAGAUUUCCACAAGCAAGACGGGGAGGCCGGAGUCUUUUCUCAAGAACGAAAUGAGAGAGACAAGCCUUUCUCCUCUACCUCCUCCUCCUCUUCAUCCUCAUCCUCAUCCUCCUCCUCUUCCUCCUCCUCCUCUACCUCAGAGAACAGUGAUGAGGACCAGCACCCCAGAGAAACCAGAAAAAGUCGGCAGAGCCAGGGGACUGGAUACCCUCACAGGGGCUGCUCACCCGGUGCUGAGCAUGGGGACCCUGACAUUUCAAAGGAUGAGCUUCAACUCUAUGGAGGUAUCCCUGGAGAAGUGGUACCUUCUGGAGAAUCAAGACUCCGAAAGAGAGGCUCAGACCCAGCAAGUGGAGAAGUGGAGGCCUCUGAGUUAAGAAGACUGAAGAUAAAGAAAGAUGAUGAGUUUUUCCACUUCGUCCUCCUCUGCUUUGCCAUCGGGGCCUUGCUGGUGUGUUAUCACUAUUACGCAGACUGGUUCAUGUCCCUUGGGGUCGGCCUACUCACCUUUGCCUCCCUGGAGACCGUUGGCAUCUAUUUCGGUCUGGUGUACCGGAUCCACAGUGUCCUGCAAGGCUUCAUCCCCCUGUUUCAGAAGCUCAGGCUGAUGGGAUUCAGGAGGACCGACUGAGGCCAGUACCAGGCAGGCAGCCAAGCCAGGCUCCAGGGUGACUGCCACUACAUCUUCUGAGCAUGGAGCAACAUCCUGGGAGACACAUGGCAGACCAGGCUAGAGCAAUAAAGAGAGCACUUUUCCUUCUUCGUGGUCUGCACAUUGGCACUAGCCCGGGCCAAGAUGUCGUUUGGGCAAUGUCGGCAUGCAAUCCAGCUGCCAGGAUGGAAGGCAGAGGGAGAGUGCUGGGACUGAGCCCUCCGUGGUACCUGGAACAACAAGAAGAUUCUGCGACGUCGCUGCUCUCAGGAGACAGUAGGAGAUCCCUGGGCCCUGAAAGCUGUAUGUCACAUGUCUGGGCUCUUGGUUUCCCUCAAAUCCCCGGGCUGUCUUGGUGUGCUCUCAGGUCCUACCGAGCCAUCCCAGGACAGACUAACAGUCCACUUCCCUGAGGCAGGGAACCACUAUGUCGCCACUGCCCCCCUAACCCCUGUGAAGCUGAUGUAGGUGAGAUGUUGGGCACUAAAGCCACAGCAUCUGGGCUCAAUCACCUGUGCCAUCACUAGUCCCAGCCCUG
Pteropus alecto (black flying fox) is the source of this 1352-nucleotide messenger RNA. RefSeq names its product transmembrane protein 40 (gene TMEM40). The record is from RefSeq and is a predicted model, not a curated record. The transcript is spliced from 12 exons. NCBI's taxonomy places the organism in Eukaryota, Metazoa, Chordata, Mammalia, Chiroptera, Pteropodidae. The coding region runs from base 80 to 793 and encodes 237 amino acids.